AUGGACAAUAAAUCUGAAACUAAUGAGUAAGAGAAAUUAUCUCAAGAAAUUAUUGAGCUUUCUUUAUAAGAAAGUAUGUAAAAAUAAUUUAACUUGUUAAUAAGAUAUAUAAAACCGUCUUAAAACGAGUCAAUAGAAAGAUGAGAGAAUAAAUGAAUUAUUAAGGAAAAUUCCAUCUGAAAUUCGAUAAAUGUAUGAUUGUUUGGGUCCUCUAUAUGAGGUAAACCCAAAAUACUAAAUUAUAUACCAAAAUGAUGGAAGUAUAUAUUUUGGUUAAGGAGUUGGAGGUAGAAAAAUUGGUACAGGUAUAUAAAUCUGGCCAGAAUAAGGAAAUAUAUUAGAUGGGUAAAAUAGAUGAUAAUUUAUAAAAAUAGAAAUUGGGAGAAUGAUCAAUUAGAGGGUUAUUGUAGGAUGGUGUAUUCAAAUAAAGAUAUGUAUCAAUCAAUAAUAAAAAUAAUUAGUUUUGAGUGCUUAUUUAAAUAAGGAAGAGCCAAUGGUUUUGGAGUGUUCCAAACAUAAAAAAAGACAGUGAAAGGUAAUGUAGGAUGAAGAAAAUUAGGGAUUUGGAUAGAUAAUAAUUUAUCUGGAGAGGGAUAGGAGUUUAGAAAAGAUGGAUAACGAUAUUAUGGAUAGUUUUAGGAUGGACAAAAAGAUGGUCAGGGCAUUAUCUAUUUUAAAGAUGGAUGCAAGUAAUACUUGAUUAUUGAUAUAAAAUAGAUACGAAGGGGAAUUAAGGAAAAACCUAGCAGAUGGGUUAGGGACUAUGAUUUGGAGUGAUUGCAGUUACUACGACGGUGAAUUUAGAUUGGGUGUCAUAAAAGGGAGAGGAGUUUAUCUGAGUGGAAAUGGCUAUAGUUUGAUGGGAUAUGUAAUAUGAAAUUGAAUUUCUGGUUUUAGUUCGAAGAGGAGGCGUAGAAGGACAGAAAGAAGAAGAUUUAGAGAAUUAUAUAUAAAAAUGAGGGCGGAUCAAAUUUAAUAAUAGAAAAAAUUAGAUAACUAUGACAAUAGAGUUAGAAAAUCAAAUGAU
This is a messenger RNA of Paramecium octaurelia, 1027 nucleotides long. The record is from the annotation of a GenBank genome assembly. NCBI's taxonomy places the organism in Eukaryota, Ciliophora, Oligohymenophorea, Peniculida, Parameciidae.